AUGGCAGAGUAUGAGUACUUACGUGUGUGGCUACGCUGCUGUACGAUUUUCGGCAUAUAUGUGAGCUCUAGAAGUGAGCACGCGUUGAGAGAGGCCAGCCAAAGGCAGCCAACACAGCGACGUGCGGUUUGGUUAAGCGAACCGUUGAGAAUAACUUUUGUGCUGGAACGCAUGUAUGUGGCGUUGCUCGCCCUAAUCGCUUGCACACUUUACGUACAUGGACUGUAUGCGCGGAAAAUUGAAGAUGGACUUGCACUCACCUGGCUGGUGGCUACAUUGGUGUAUACAACACAGUUACUAACACACCUCGCCAUUUUUAUGGAAGCGCUAUGGAAACGUGUGGAAAAUGAGACAUUUCUGCAAUUGUUGGCGGAAAUCGAAGUGUCGCUACAGUUGCGGCUGAGUUGUGAUACCAGACAGCAUGCGUUGCGGCAGAGUUUGCGACGGUGGUUGCUGGGAUUGGUGACGCUCUCGCUUGUGGGUUUCGUUAUAUUCACCAGCGUCUCGGUUUUGUUGAACGAUAUCGGUUACUUAUGGCAUGCGGCGUUCUCGUUACUCACUUUGCGCAUGCGUAUUUUACAGUUAUUAUUGUACGCAUGUAUACUGCGCCACUACAUGGAAUGCUUAUGCUUCAAAUUACGACAAUUGGUCGCCUACCGUACUGCGCCUGAACGACGCGUGCUGGAUGUGAACUAUGAGAAGCUCGAGUCCUUGACGUUUCUGCUUGCGUUCAAAGAGAACUAUGCGUUGAUCUUUAAAGCUGUGGGUUUGUUUAAUAAUUUUGCAGGUUGGUCGCUUUUUGGCAUCAUCUUUGGUUAUAUGCUCGAUUUCACUUGUCAUGUGUACUGGUCUCUGCUGGGCUUGGAUGGUUAUGGCUCACGUUAUACCUUUGUCGUCGGUCUGCCGGCGGUGUUGCCCUUCAGCGUGAUCGUUUGGCAGCUUUGUUUUGUAUGUGAUCAGUGUAAAGAAUUGGGUGACAACAUUUCGCAUUUGGUUAGCAGACUUGUUACGGUAACUUCGAAGCCUGCAUUGAAGAGAUAUUGCGCAGUGGUACAUCAGUUUUCGACACAGUUACAGCUACAACGCAUUGAAAUUACAGCUCAGCACGUUUUCGUUUUGGAUCUACGUCUGAUUAUGUCGAUCUGCACGGCGAUAGCUACGAACCUUGUUAUACUUAUACAAUUUUUCAAAACUGAACACGCCUACGAUUGA
Molecule: messenger RNA, 1212 nt
Organism: Ceratitis capitata (Mediterranean fruit fly)
Lineage: Eukaryota; Metazoa; Arthropoda; Insecta; Diptera; Tephritidae
Product: putative gustatory receptor 39b
Exons: 3
Coding region: 1-1212 (403 amino acids)
Biological process (GO): sensory perception of taste
Cellular component (GO): dendrite; membrane; neuronal cell body
Source: RefSeq, a predicted model, not a curated record